CGAGCCCGCUCCUCUACUUCCUCUGUUCCUGCCUCGCGCCGCCCUCAGCAGCCCGCCCUCCUCGGCCGGGCGCCCGGAGGCUGUUUUUCCAUUCGCUGGCGAGAAAGUUCCAUGCCACUGUUUCUUUCUCUAUUUUUCUGGAGUUAAAUUUGUCCGCAGAUGCCUGCACUUCGUCUGUAGACGCCCGGAGUUAAGUUUGUUUGUAACCGGGCCCAAAGCCCUGUUGCUUUCGAACGCAAAAGCAGAGGCGCCAGUGAACCCCCCGCUGGGAGGCCACUUUGCCUCGCAGCCCCGAGUCUGUCCAGGGUCUGCGGUGCCCAGGAAGCCAAGGCCACGGGUGCAUGCAGCCAGCCCCAGGAAGCACCAGUUCAGCCACCGUAGGCGAUAAAAUGGCAUAGUCUCACCAGAAGCCACCCAUUCCAUCGUCCUCUUCUGCCUCCUCUUAAGCACUCCAUCCCUAGCCCGCCGGUCGCCAUGGCGGCCUUGAUUGCAGAGAACUUCCGCUUCCUGUCUCUCUUCUUCAAGAGCAAGGAUGUGAUGAUUUUCAAUGGCUUGGUGGCCCUGGGCACGGUGGGCAGUCAGGAGCUGUUCUCUGUGGUGGCCUUCCACUGUCCCUGCUCACCUGCCCGGAACUACCUGUACGGGCUGACAGCCAUCGGCGUGCCCGCGCUGGCGCUCUUCCUUAUUGGAGUCAUCCUCAACAACCACACUUGGAACCUAGUUGCCGAGUGCCAGUACCGGAGGGCCAAGAACUGCUCGGCGGCCCCCAACUUCCUCCUCCUGAGCUCCAUCCUGGGCCGCGCAGCUGUGGCUCCUGUCACCUGGUCUGUCAUCUCCCUGCUCCGAGGGGAGGCCUACGUCUGUGCUCUCAGUGAGUUUGUGGACCCGUCCUCGCUCACGGCUGGGGAUGAAGGCUUCCCCUCAGCUCAUGCCACGGAGAUCCUAGCCAGGUUCCCUUGUGGAGAGGGCCCUGCCAACCUGUCCGGCUUCCGGGAAGAGGUCAGCCGUAGGCUCAAGUAUGAGUCCCAGCUCUUUGGAUGGCUCCUCAUCGGCGUGGUGGCCAUCCUGGUGUUCCUGACCAAAUGCCUCAAGCACUACUGCUCGCCGCUCAGCUACCGCCAGGAGGCCUACUGGGCACAGUACCGCACCAACGAGGACCAGCUCUUCCAGCGCACGGUGGAGGUACACUCAAGGGUGCUGGCCGCCAACAACGUGCGCCGUUUCUUUGGCUUUGUGGCCCUCAACAAGGAUGAUGAAGAGCUGGUUGCCAAGUUCCCAGUGGAAGGCACACAGCCACGACCACAGUGGAAUGCUAUCACGGGGGUCUAUCUGUACCGUGAGAACCAGGGCCUCCCACUCUACAGUCGCUUACACAAGUGGGCCCAGGGCCUGACCGGUAACGGGACAGCUCCUGACAACGUGGAGAUGGCCCUGCUCCCCGCCUAGGGCCUGCUGCCUUGCUCUCAACCAAACCCGCAUGGCAUGCUCACCUCAGCAUCAGAUUUUCCUGUUAACUACAGUGUCUGGGGCAUAGACCAAGGGGACAUAAAACUACUAGUAGUUUGCAAGGCUCUUGUGGACCACAUGGUCCAGAGACUGGGGGUGAGGGUUUGACUUCUCAGACCUGCUGAAAUCAUCUCCCACGGCCACCAAGGCACAAGUCACAGCUAUAGAUAACUUUCCCAGAGCUGGUCCGUAACUCUGACGUGGGCGAUCUUUCGUGGGCCUGCAGGCUGAGAAGCAUCAGCCGGCGGGGCCUGGUGCCAGUACAGCCCACUGGGGGACUCGCUGUUGUACAGCCCACUCUGUGCAGUUAACUUGUGUCUAUCUGCACAGGGUGCCCAGCUCCUCGGCGUACGGCUAGGAAGCUGCCCCCGUUGUAUACCUCUGGCCUAAUUUUAUAUAUUUAAACUUUUUGAUAAAAGUGUUUCUUACUUUAAAAGGC
Molecule: messenger RNA, 1945 nt
Organism: Peromyscus maniculatus bairdii (prairie deer mouse)
Lineage: Eukaryota; Metazoa; Chordata; Mammalia; Rodentia; Cricetidae
Gene: Calhm2
Product: calcium homeostasis modulator family member 2
Cellular component (GO): plasma membrane
Molecular function (GO): monoatomic cation channel activity
Source: RefSeq, a predicted model, not a curated record